Molecule: messenger RNA, 210 nt
Organism: Sordaria macrospora k-hell
Lineage: Eukaryota; Fungi; Ascomycota; Sordariomycetes; Sordariales; Sordariaceae
Source: RefSeq, a predicted model, not a curated record
AUGUGCACCGAAUACGUCUACAUAACCAAGUGCUGGAACUGCGGCGUCGAGCACGGCGCCAUCACCACCCGGUGCGAGAAGUGCGACAACGCCACUCGUCACAACCAGCGCUGGGGCGGUUGCGGGCGCACUCACUACCGCGACCAGAUCCAGCACUCGGCCUGCGCUUCGUGCGAGACGGUGAAUAAGUCGGGGCAUAGCCGUCGCUGA